AUGGGCACAACCAUGGCCGACUCUAGUAGACUCUUAGAGAUUAAAGUACCGCUGGAGGAUCUGCAGCAGGCGUCGCGCCUGCUGGUGCGCGCUCUGCAUAUCCGCGAGCGCUACAUGGCCGUCUCGCACCAGAGCUUCCCAUCCAUCACGUCCCGCUUCUUGCGCUCCGUGGACGCGGGCUGCCCGCACAUCAUGGACGACGUUCAGCACGAGGACCGCCGCACCAUCGCCGAUGCUCCAUAUCGGAGAAACGGUGACUGGGCGGUGGGCGCGCGUGAGGAGCCUCCGCGUCGCCGCCCCUUGCGCCCUUUGACGCGCGGCCCCGCCGCCCUCGCUGUUGCCUUUGCAGACCACCCGGUGCACGCGCCCGCCAGCAAGGGCGACCCCUGGGAGUGCGAGUUUCCGCCGGCGUCCGGGUACCUCAUUCGGCCCGUCGCCGGCGUCUUCCAGCUGUACCGCGACGCCGCUGCCCUGGAGCGCGGCGAAGCACUCAACUACCCCUACCCCAAUCUGCCCACUUUCGUCCAAGACAUGAACCUGCUGUGCGCAAUGAUCGCUGACGGCCCACUGAAGUCCUUUUGUUAUCGUCGCCUCAGCUAUUUAUCUUCAAAAUUCCAACUUCAUGUCUUACUGAAUGAACUGCGAGAACUAGCUUCACAGAAGGCUGUCCCUCACAGAGACUUCUACAACAUUCGUAAAGUUGAUACUCAUAUUCAUGCUGCUUCUUGCAUGAACCAAAAGCAUUUGCUGCGUUUCAUCAAGAAGACACUUAAGAACAAUGCAGAUGAGGUUGUUGUAUGCAGCAAGGGGGAAAAGAUGACAUUACGUGAAGUGUUCCAGUCUAUGAACCUCACCUCAUACGAUCUCACAGUAGAUAUGCUUGAUGUACAUGCAGAUCGCAACACAUUCCAUCGAUUUGAUAAAUUCAAUGCCAAAUACAACCCCAUUGGAGAAAGUAGACUUAGAGAGGUUUUCCUUAAAACAGAUAAUUACCUGAAUGGCAAGUACUUUGCAAGAAUCAUAAAGGAAGUAGCAUCAGAUCUUGAAGAAAGUAAGUACCAAAAUGCUGAACUCCGUGUCUCUAUAUACGGCAAAAAUCCUGAAGAAUGGGAUAAAUUGGCCCGAUGGGCAAUUGAUGGUGAUGUUUACUCGGACAAUAUUAGAUGGCUAAUUCAGAUUCCACGUUUGUAUGAUAUUUUCAAAUCGAACAAACUUCUAAAUAACUUCCAGGAAAUUUUAAAUAACAUUUUCUACCCAUUAUUUGAAGCGACAAAUGAUCCCUAUAGUCACCCAGAGCUUCACAAGUUCCUGAAGUAUGUUAUUGGCUUUGACUCUGUGGAUGAUGAAAGCAAACCUGAGAAUCCUCUUUUUGAUAAAGAUGUCCUUACUCCAGACGUAUGGGCUGAUGAAGAAAAUCCUCCAUAUGCGUAUUAUCAAUAUUACAUGUACGCGAACUUGACUGUUUUGAACCACUUCAGAAGGGAAAAAGGAUUGAACACUUUUGUUCUCCGACCUCAUUGCGGGGAAGCUGGUCCCAUUCAACAUUUGGUUUGUGGAUUUAUGAUGGCUGAAAACAUUUCACAUGGAUUGCUUCUGAGGAAGGUACCUGUUCUGCAGUAUCUGUAUUACUUAGCACAGAUUGGUAUUGCUAUGUCACCCUUGAGCAACAACUCACUGUUUCUCAAUUAUCAUCGGAAUCCUCUACCAGAGUACUUAGCUCGAGGUCUCUGCAUCAGUUUGUCUACUGAUGAUCCACUGCAGUUUCACUUCACUAAGUAUUCUGUUAGCAAUCUUCACCAAAAUAAAUCUAUAAUUACAAACCAAGACAAUAUUAUUAUUGCUGCUGUUGUUGUCACUGUUGUUGUUGCUGCUGCUGCUGUUGUUGUUGUCACUGUUGUUGUUGUUGCUGCUGCUGCUGUUGUUGUUGUCACUGUUGUUGUUGUUGCUGCUGCUACUGCUGCUGCUGCUGCUGCUGCUGUUGUUGUUCUUUCUUAUCAAGAACCACUAAUGGAAGAGUAUAGUAUUGCAGCUCAGGUGUGGAAACUCAGUUCUUGUGACAUGUGUGAACUUGCUCGAAACAGUGUACUCAUGAGUGGCUUUCCACACAAGAUGAAGCAGUAUUGGCUGGGUCCGAAUUACACAAAAGAAGGUGUGGCUGGCAAUGACAUCACCCGUACCAAUGUACCAGAUAUCAGAGUAGCCUUCCGCUAUGAAACUCUUGUAGAUGAACUCUCCAAUAUAUUUAAAGUCGCUGAAAAGGAGCCAGUGCUGUGAGCUGUCUUGGUCACUUACAAAUAUUGCAAUUUGGCUUGGUCAUGUGGUCAGGCUGUAUCUGAAUCCAUGCGUACCACUUUUUGUGCUGUGAAUUGUCACUAAAUGAAUGCUCAUAAGCUCUCAAAAAGGCCAGAAAUGUUGUGAUGGAUUUUCGAUUAAUUUAGUAUAUCCAUGUUACAUUUCUAUGGGGGGAUACACCAGGGAGCUAAUGGAACCCGAUUCCCAUGUCACUAAUAAUUAAUAGAAUAGCCAUUAAAACAUGAGACAAGCCUAAAUGGAGACUUAGUAGUGUUAACAUAAUAUUGAAAGGUAAAUAAUAUGAGGUUCCUUGGUAGCUAUUGUGAAACAUGAUUUAAUCGUCUCAUGUUAAUGUUGGACCACUGUUGAUGAAAGACUCUUAGAGCUUAUAUAAAUAGAGUCAUAUUUUGUAUCCAUGUAUCACACAUUUAUGACCUUACAGGUUUAUAAACUAUUGCCACUUUGGAAAAAUUCAGAUAAAUGACCUUUAGACAAAAAGUGCAGUGUUAAUACUGAUGGGGCCCAUAGAAUAUUAGAUUUAGGAACUGGCUGGGUAGUUGAAUUCAGGGACAUUGCAUAUGGUCAACCACAGAAAUAUUUCUGUGAGGGUUGUGACCAGUAGAUAAAUUGUGAUGAGUAUGAUCUUGAGUUUCUGUUUCGUUAAUUUUAAUUGCUAAAUUUUUUAUACGGUUAAUUCAAACUUUAUUAUUUUGUAAAAUAUACCCUAUAGAUGUUUUCCAGAAUUUUCAUGUGGUUUGUUUUUUAAUCUGUUUCAUAUAAUGUAUAUUUAAUGAGGUAAUAGGUUUUUAAAUGUUCUUUCAAUUUCAUACUACGAAGCAACAAUGCUAGUGGUUAAUCUUUAAAAAAAUUGAAAAGGGUAAUCAGUAUAUUUGUAAAGUUGGAGACUCAAAAAGAAACUAUAAAUAAUUUAUGCAUGAUGUGUUUUUAAAGUGUUUUAACACUGCAUGGUGGUAUGUUUUAAAUUUGUUUCUUAAACUAGUAUUUUUAAGAUCCAUGUCUAAUGAAUAUUUGUUGCAUACUUUGAAAUAAUCUAAUUAACUGUGAGAGGAAUUCUUUUGAACAAAGGAAGAAGAAAAAGAAAAAAAAGAAAACCAAUCUGAAAAUUUCUUUCAUUAUUUGAUAAUCAUUACAUUUUUGUAUAGUGAUACUGGUAACAUACUGUAAGAGAAUAUUUCUAGAUGAACAGCUAUGCUGUACAUAGCAUUAAACUAGAUUCAAGUUGUACUGCAUUUGAUUUUCAGUUAGUUUUUACGUUACAUACAGAAAUGUAUUUUUAUAUACCAGAUAUUCACUCUGUCCUAUAGUUGUGUUGCUCAGCUAAAUAAAUCCUAUAAAAAGUGUGGUGUUUUAUUUUUCCUGUUAUGUGCUGUUCUUGCAUGUU
Molecule: messenger RNA, 3694 nt
Organism: Gryllus bimaculatus (two-spotted cricket)
Lineage: Eukaryota; Metazoa; Arthropoda; Insecta; Orthoptera; Gryllidae
Source: the annotation of a GenBank genome assembly